This is a messenger RNA of Cercospora beticola, 2493 nucleotides long. RefSeq names its product Hsp70 family protein. The record is from RefSeq and is a predicted model, not a curated record. Gene Ontology annotation, molecular function: ATP-dependent protein folding chaperone; ATP binding. Lineage: Eukaryota; Fungi; Ascomycota; Dothideomycetes; Mycosphaerellales; Mycosphaerellaceae.
GAUCCUCACGCCUGUGCACCGAGUGGACCUGCAGCCUUGCUCGACGAUGGCGGGCGUGGUCUCAACCAUCGCUCGAGGGGCCAAACAGCUUUUCAUUGCCUGUGACUACGGCACUUCGAGCAUGAGGUUCGCUUAUAGGUUCCAUGAUCCCGCCUCUACACACAGACCGAGUGUUGCCGACAUCAGAGACGUUACAUUCAACGGCGAGCCGGCAUCCCCUCAACUCCUUGCCUUCAAGAACGGCAAGACGAUUUUCGGCCAUAACGUGGAAGAACUGCUGUUGGCACGAGACGAUACUGGAAUGCCAAAGCUUGCACAAGAUGACGUUGUGUCUUUCCUCAAAGUCGGCAUCUAUCCCAAUUUGGAGGCUGAAGCCCUUUCCAAGGAGAUCGCCGGACAGCUCGAGCGCUUGCGAGACUUCUUUGACCUAGAGAAGGACACUGACGCGCACGUUAUUAAGGUCCAUGUCUUAGCCGCCCACCUGCGUGAAGCUUACAAGUACGUCCUGGAUCAGAUCGCCUGCGAUCUGAAGAGUCAGCUUCGGCAUGAGAACAGUGAAGAACUGGAUGUAAGGGACGCGAACAUCAAGUUCUUCUUCAGCGUUCCCGGUAUGUGGACACCAGCAACCAAUUGGUGUAUCACUGAGGCUGCGGAACUGGCAGGUCUGAGCAAUGUCACACUAAUCUCUGAGCCCUACGCCGCUGCAGCAUAUUUCUUGGACGACAUGAUCAUUCAGAAUCGCAAAGUGUUCUCCAAGGGUGCUCGUAUCCUCUUCAUCGACGCAGGAGGCGGCACGUCCGACGUUGUCACUUUCGAACUUGUGGAUGACUCCACCUCUGGGGCCACUACAAAGAUGGUCGCUGUUGGCAUGGCUGACGGCAGGCUUUGCGGAUCAGAGUUCGUUACCUUGCACUUUCUCGAGUGGCUGAAUCGCAAGAUUGAGACCGACCAUGAGGCUUUUCCCGGAGGCAAGGCCACGUUGCUAGCCGACAUGGGAUUGAGUGCUGCUGAGUUCAAAGACCGCGCCACCAAAGUGUUCACAUGUCUGAAACACAAGUAUCACACGCAGAACCAUGAGCCGUACGUCGUUCAUAUCGAUGGGAAGCGUGGCGCAAAGAGGAGGACGAUCAGCGUGGACAUUGAGUGUGACCAGCCCGGAUGCGAUCACUUGACUUGCGAUAAGAUGGAAGAAUUCUUCAAACCCGUUUUGAAUCAGAACUUCGACAUGAUCCGCAAGUGCCUGGAAGAGGAUGAUUCGAUCGAGGCAAUCAUUGCCAUGGGAGGCUUUGCGAAGUCACAGCACUUCAUGAGCCGCCUCAAGGCUGAGUUCGGCGGAGUCCAACGGCUUCGUGGAACCCGUGCUGAUGUCAAGCCUGUCGAUUUCGGCAAAAUCCACAUUCAAGAUGGGAACGAGACGAUGAUUGGUUUCAACCACCCUGUCGCCCGAGGAGCAUUGUUGCGGCAUCACGAAAUUGCACAUCGAGAUCUCCCUACACAAGACUGCUUCAUGGUCACUGAGGAGGCGCCCUGGGACCCGGAACAGCAUGGACCUCGAGACAAUCACACUAUCGUCAAGGGUGAGGCCAAUCCGCACGAAGACUGGGUCAAAGGGCUUUCGAAGACCAUCAUGCCUGCUGGACGACGUGAUGUUGAGAAUGCUAUUUGGCACGUGCGACACGUUCUUAAGAAUCAUACGCACCAAAAUCUCCAGAUCUACUGGGCAGCGCAGGCUGUCCCGGAUGGGACACCAGUUUUCAGAAAGGAAGACGGUGAAGCGAAAGGUCAAACCGUUCCUGGCAUCAUGCCUUGCGGAACUCCUGUUUCUUACCCUUUGCCAAACAUGCACGAGCUCGCGAAGCAGUAUCAGAAGUCACUCAAGCUACAACAUCCCCAAUACAUCCUACGACAGGCAGAUGAGACCGAUGACGACGACUAUACCAAGGAUACCGAUUAUGGAGCAAUCAAGACCUGCAGCAAGCGGACUCCAUCCCACGACCAAUUCAGUGAGCCAUCCAAGCGGAGAAAGACGGACCAGCUGCGACCGGCACCGGCUCAGAAGACCAGAUGCUGUGGGAACUGUGGUCAUGAGAUGAUGGUCACCUCUGUACGAUCAUGGGCGGAUGAUAUCUGCGAGAAUUGCGAUGACGAGGCAUUCUAUGCCACCAUGAUCUGGGUUAUUGUGCAGUACUCCGGAGCAGAGAUACUGCUCACUAUACAAAUGGCGAAACCGGAUCGCUUCGAGGAUGUGGAGGAUGGCCUACAAAUUGGACCGGAGGACGUUAUUGAGCUGUACCGAAAGUCCUUCAUUGAUAGCAACUUCAACCCGAAUGCCCUGACCUAGAUAGCUUCCGCUUCUGGCAGGUUUUGGUGGUGAAAGGCGCUGCUUGAAACUCUGGGCGAUGGAGCGAGGGCGGGCUGAAGUGGGAAAAAGAGAAAGCAGAAGUAGAAAAGUUGGACUCGAUAGUGGUAAUGAAGCAAAGCAGGACUUGAACA